Suillus fuscotomentosus is the source of this 1449-nucleotide messenger RNA. RefSeq lists its product as uncharacterized. The coding region runs from base 1 to 1449 and encodes 482 amino acids. The transcript has 5 exons. NCBI's taxonomy places the organism in Eukaryota, Fungi, Basidiomycota, Agaricomycetes, Boletales, Suillaceae. The record is from RefSeq and is a predicted model, not a curated record.
AUGCCACUUCGGACUCAUCCCAAGGUCUCACUCAGCAAAGAAGCUCGAGCAGCAUUGAGAUUCACGCAACGCGAGAAGUCCCGUUUAUUCAGAGAUGCUCUCAACGACGCUUGGAGCCAGAUUGAUCAGACAACCAAGACCAUUGCAGGUUCCCACCAUAAAAGUAUUCGACGCGUUCAGAAUAAUUUAUACUUUGGUCGUGGUAUGCUGCGCUCAAGGCGUGUGAAGCCUAAUCUCUGGAACACUUUUUGCUGGAAGAAAAAUCAGGAAAAAGAAAAUAGUGGCCUCGGCAAGGCUGCACUCCAGUCGCUAGUCCACGACCAUAAGGACGAAUAUCACACACUGUCAAAGGAGGAGCAAGACGAGCUUCUGGAGGAGUUUGCCAACUCGAGGGAGACCAAGACUAUGGGCUUGCGUAUCUCUGCAAAGUCGAAGGUCAAUGACAUCACGCAGACUUUGAAGGCUGUCGAGAACGAGCUUAACAGUCUUAAAUGUCGUACAGGUGCAGAAACCAUCCUGUACACAACGCAAGGCUCAACAGACCUUCCCCUUCGAGGAGUUAGCUUUGCCACCGAGGGCGUUCAAACAUUCAUGGGUUCUGUGAUGGGAAUUGAUGGUCAGGAUCUGGUAAGCAAGAUGGAAGGAUUCGCGGUCCAAGGAAUUAAAGGUGCUGCCAAGAAUCACCAACAGCGUGUCUCCGGGUUGCGUUCAUCAAUCCGCGAGAUCAUGAAUAGCAAGCUACAGGAAGUUACCGGUGAUGAUCGUGCCAAGAUGCAGUGGGUUCACUACUUCCGCAACGUUAUUCAGCGCUACCAAGUGGUAGUCGAAGGGUGGCCAAACAACAUUCCCUUUACCAACCUCAGCAAAGUAUCGAGUGCGAUUCCAGACCUUGAGAUGCUCUUACGGAAGUGGGAGUCAGGCGCUACAUACUGGAAGGCCAUAGAUGACAUAGAAUUCGAACGGCUUCGUCGAGAGCGCGAUGAAGGGCUCGAAAGCGGUGAUAUUAUUGAUCAACGCCGGCGCACUCGAUCUGACAAGGGGAAAAAACACAGACAGCCUGCAGGAACUCAGAAUGGAAGGAAGACAGUACAUAAGAGUGCGGAAUUCGUUGAUACUGAUGAUGAACAGGACGAGCCUCGUCUCCAGUCUCCAGAGCCUCAUCUCCAGUCUCCAGAGCCUCGUCUCCAGUCUCCAGAGCCUCGUCUCCAGUCUCCAGUAGCACAGCCCGCUACCAGUGGCAGCCUUCCUUCUACCACCCCUGCUCCCGGGUUUCAGUUCAAUGCCCUCGAGUUUCCAUUCAAUCCCCAGUUCAAUUUGAACGCCCCGAGUUCCAGUUCAAUACCCCCGAGUUUCAGUUCAAUCCCCAGUUCAAUUUCGAUGGUCCUGAGUUCCAGUUCAACGAUGCGCCUGACUUCGGUCCUGGGCCAUUGCUCAACUAGAUGGAGUUAG